CGCUCGCCGCGCGCACAAGCCCCACCAAUCGAAUUACCAAAAGAAAAAAAGUCCCUCAAAAACCGUGAAAAAAGUGGUUGAAUAAUAAUAAAAAAAUCCGCACCAACUAGCAGUUUAGUUGAAUAAACAAAGUACAAAUAAAUCGGUUGAUAUUAAUGGCUGUCAGUGGUCGUCGCAGCGUGAGAAUUUCUCCGAUAGUCGUCGUUGAUAAUAGAGGGACGACGGAGACCGACACCAGGAGCAACAACGGGUUAACAUAAGAGCUGACGAGUUAAUCGCAAAGAUGUUCACGGGCACAGUAAAAGUGAAGAUAUGCGAGGCAGCGGGUCUGAGGGCGACUGACAAGCACCGAAAAUUUUGGCAGGAUGCACCACCUAUAAUCGACCCCUACGUGCUCCUCGAUGUCGACCAAAAUCGUCUCAAUCGCACAUCAAUAAAGCCAAAAACCUUCGAUCCCGUUUGGAACGAGUGUUUCACUCAUGAUGUUCAAGCUGCUGUUAUGCUUGGACUCACUGUAUUUCACGAUGCUGCACUACCACCCGAUGACUUUGUUGCUAAUUGUAGAAUUCCAUUUGAAGAGCUUGUGAGACGUGAAGAUGAAACCGCUGACUUUUGGAUCGACCUCGAGCCACAUGGGAAACUGAGGGUCCAGAUAGACCUGAAAUGGAGCAACCAAGAUCAGCAAGCUGGCUGCAGUGCAGAUGCAGUAGGCGAGAGUGUUGGAUCAGGUGGUGGAAAGGACAGUGGGGCUGUGACAGGGAGUAUGGAGCCACGUGGAUUCACCGAGCGUGGACAGGGAUUUAAUCGACGUAGGGGUGCUAUGCGUAGGAGGGUUCAUCAGGUCAAUGGGCACAAAUUUAUGGCCACUUUCCUCAGGCAACCAACAUUCUGCUCACACUGCCGUGAAUUUAUUUGGGGCGUCGGAAAGCAAGGCUAUCAGUGUCAAGUUUGCACGUGCGUUGUUCACAAGAGGUGUCACAGACUGGUGGUCACAAAGUGUCCUGGUAUGAGGGAAGAGGAGAAGAAAACUAUGUUGCAGUCUAAUGAAGGAACACAGGGACAAAGAUUCAGUGUUAAUGUACCACAUCGGUUUGAGGUCCACACCUUCAAGCGUUUCACAUUCUGCGAUCACUGUGGAUCGCUCUUGUAUGGAUUAAUUCGACAGGGACUUCAGUGUAAAGUUUGUGAUUUAAACGUCCACAAGAGAUGCCAGAAGAACGUAGCCAACAACUGUGGCAUCGACACAAAAGCAAUGGCGGAGAUCCUGAGUACUUUGAACAUCUCCCCAGAUCAACAGUCCAAAGCCCCAAGGAUCAAUUACAAGCCCAGCUCCUCAAGUAGUUCUUCGCACACCUCAGGCCCUGGCAAGCAAUCCUCACAAUCAGGGAACACUGACGGCACUGGACAAUCCAACGAGCAAGCCUCGUUGAUCGAUCUGACCCCCCGAGAGGACGAGAACGAGACCAGAAAGUUCUCCCUCGAUGAUUUUAAUUUUAUCAAAGUCCUGGGGAAGGGCAGUUUCGGAAAAGUUAUGCUGGCUGAGCGCAAGGGAAAUCCUGACGAGGUUUUCGCUGUCAAAGUCCUGAAGAAGGAUGUGAUAAUUCAGGACGACGACGUCGACUGCACAAUGACAGAAAAAAGGAUUCUGGCACUUGCCGCCAGGCAUCCGUUCCUCACUGCACUUCACAGUUGCUUCCAGACACCUGAAAGAUUGUUUUUCGUUAUGGAAUAUGUUAAUGGAGGUGAUCUCAUGUUUCAAAUCCAAAAAGCCCGUAAAUUCGACGAGACUCGAGCUCGAUUUUACGCAGCCGAGGUGACGUUGGCCCUCCAAUUCCUCCACCAGCACGGAGUCAUCUACCGUGACCUGAAGCUGGACAACAUAUUACUGGAUCGCGAGGGCCACUGCAAACUCGCUGACUUCGGAAUGUGCAAGGAGGGCAUCGUCGAGGGCCAGACAACGACCACAUUCUGUGGUACACCCGAUUACAUUGCCCCGGAGAUCCUCCAGGAGUUGGACUAUGGGGCCUCCGUGGAUUGGUGGGCCUUGGGGGUCCUCAUGUACGAGAUGAUGGCUGGACAGCCACCCUUCGAGGCCGAUAACGAGGACGAUCUCUUCGAGUCCAUACUCCACGACGACGUCCUGUACCCAGUGUGGCUGAGUAAGGAGGCUGUCUCGAUCCUCAAGGGAUUCAUGACGAAAAAUCCAGCGAGACGUCUGGGGUGUGUUAUUGCCAAUGGAGGGGAGAACGCCAUCAAAUCACAUCCUUUCUUCCAAUUCAUGGACUGGAGGGCACUCGAGGCGAGGAGGGUCAAACCACCCUUCAAACCAAAAAUAAAUAAUGAGAAAGACGCGAUGAAUUUUGACGCUGAAUUCACGAAAGAAGAGCCAGUCCUCACGCCAGUCCACCAGUCUAUCCUAAACUCAGUGAAUCAAGACGAAUUCAAGGGUUUCUCAUUCGUCAAUAAGGACUUCAAUCCAAAUCGCCUUGUCACCCCCUAAUGAGCAAUAUCAUCCCCCUCUGAUGAUAAAUCGAACGCCGAAAAAUCACAAUCGACUGUCACAUGCGUUCGUGCGUUGUGUCGACGUCUGUCACGUCGAUUAUUACCCCCAUGGAGCACAAACGUCAUGGACAAUGCACAGGUAAAACCUCGAACGUAAUCAAGGUCUUAUCUUCAGUUAUUUACCUAUUCUUUCAAUCCAUUGAUAAUUUCAUUUUGUAAAUGAUGAACUCUCAAUGAAUAAAUCAAUUUACCAAUUGAUUAAUCCAUUUAUUGAUGGAAUAAUUGAUGAAUUGAUCAAUUGAGUGGUAGAAUUGCUAAAUCAAUUGAUUAAUUAAUUGAUUUAUCAAUCAACUGAUUGAGAAAAAUGGGAGAAUUGACAUUUCCCACAGAGUUUCAUGAAAAAGUCAUAAUUUUUACUUGAAAAAUGACCACUAAUGAUUUAAUUAGACAUCAAACUGUCCACAAUACCAUGAAACUUUGAUGGAAAUGUAAAAAAACUCUUAAGUGACCAACAUUUUACCGAAAUAAUCACUGAAACCUUCGAUGAGAUUGAGAUUUGAACGAUUAUUUUAUCAAAUAAUUGUACGUAUCGGUUGAAUAAUAGUUCAUAAACUACUGAUCGAUGGAGAUUAAGGUGCAAGCACUUGAAAUUGAUUUUUAAUGGAAAAGUAUGAUCAUGAGAUUAUUAUACAGAGGAGAUCGAAAAUAACAAAAAUUUAUCGUAUGAUUUUGAGAUGAUUGACAUCAGUUCCCUGGUGGUUCUGAUGAACUAUAAAUAAUAUAAAUAUUUAAUAAAUAUUUUAGAAUAAUGCCUAAUGUAGUUGAGCACAGGAGGAGCAUUCACUGAGUUUAAAUCAUUGAUUGAGAGUGAAAAAAUUCAAAAUGAAUUUUUAAAAGUUUUUUAAUUACUUUUGAUUGAUUCUGUUGAUUAAUCAUUUGCACCUAGGUACUCUUACGUGUUGUUUCUAUCUAGUUAGGUAUGUCAGUGGCUUGCGAAACAAUUGACUUAAGGAAUCUCGGUAUUAAUUAAUGCACAUCGUCCUUAGUAGAGCAAUGAUUAAUUAUUAAUUAACGAAACGUCAUUAUCUGGGGGAUUUUGAGAGGGGGAAGUGUCCAAAAAUAUUUAUUCGGGUCAUUAGGGGGGUGAAAUGCCGACAGGAGUUUAUUGUUAGUCACUUGAGGUGACGGAUGAUUAAUUAAGUAGUGACGUGGGAAGAAAAUUAUUAAAUUUUUGU
Molecule: messenger RNA, 3737 nt
Organism: Diachasma alloeum
Lineage: Eukaryota; Metazoa; Arthropoda; Insecta; Hymenoptera; Braconidae
Gene: Pkc98E
Product: protein kinase C
Exons: 11
Coding region: 284-2500 (738 amino acids)
Biological process (GO): protein phosphorylation
Molecular function (GO): ATP binding; diacylglycerol-dependent serine/threonine kinase activity
Source: RefSeq, a predicted model, not a curated record